AUGCAACAUAUCAAGUAAUUUCCAUAUUUAUUAUACCUUUGUUUAGUAAAGCUUUUAUUUAUUUAUUUAUUUAUAUUAAAUUCAUUCAAUCAUGUCUUCAACUUCUUUUGGGAAAGCUUAUCAGGGGACAUGCCUUUGUAAAUCGAUUAAAGUCCUCUUGGAUGGCCCACCCGUCAAAACUCUACUAUGCCAUUGUUUAGACUGUCAAAAAUCAGCAGGUGCUCCCUACCAAUCCUGUGCCAUCUAUCCUACAUCAAGAGUUCAAGUGAUUGAUCCAGAUCAGAGUUUAAAAUAUUAUAUCACUCCUAAAGAAAAAGUAAGUAGUGGAAGUGAAAAAUAUAUAUUCUUUUGUGGUGUCUGUGGUACCCCCUUAUUCAAUCGACCUAUGAGUCAUGAGGGUGAAAAGACAGUAAUCAAGACUGGGUUUUUGGACCGAAUUGAUAAAGAACCAGGGUAAGAAGAUGGGGGAAAAAAAAAGAGAAUGAAUGGGGAGGAGGAGGAGGAGGAGAAAAUGAAUUUUGAUAUAAUGAUAUAGCCUAAUAAUUGAUAAUUUUACAGAUUGGAUGUGUUUAGACCUCAAAAUGAACUUUUCAUUAAAGAUCGAGUAGGCUAUGUUACUCCAGUUGAAGGUGCUCACCAGUACGAAGAAGGCUUCUAAAAAAAAUGAAUAUUAUCAGAAAAAAGGAAAAAAAAACGAAUUCAAUAAGAGAAUAGCAAAAAAGACAUACAUUAAUUAAACAAAUAAAGAUGCUAUUAAAUGA
This is a messenger RNA of Cokeromyces recurvatus, 761 nucleotides long. Its product is annotated as Mss4-like protein. The transcript has a single exon. Gene Ontology annotation, molecular function: carbon-sulfur lyase activity. The record is from RefSeq and is a predicted model, not a curated record. Lineage: Eukaryota; Fungi; Mucoromycota; Mucoromycetes; Mucorales; Mucoraceae. Bases 92 to 457 code for a protein of 121 amino acids.